GAGGGAACAUGUUGCCUAGGAGCAGCAGCAGCAGCAGUGUGCUACACGUGGAGACAACCUCUCUCUGUAAUAAACCAGGGACAGGAGGAAGAAAGAAGGACCUGUUUCUUUUUUUCUGUCUGGCCAGACUCAUUGAGGAAGAGGAGGAGGAGAAGAAAGAUAGGAAAAGGAUCAGUACGCAGAGGGAUUCAGGAUUUGAUUGUGACUGUGAGUCUGACCAAACUCACAGAGGUGGACUAGCAAGAGGAAGAAGAGGAGGAGGAAGAGGAGGAGGAGAAGAGCCAGGAUUUGUUUGUUUAUCUGACAAAACUCCCCAAAGAGGAAGAAGAGGAGGAAGAGGAGAGACUACUGUUUGUUGUCCAUUUGGGACAAGUGGGGUAGUGGGUUUGGACCGGGACUUGGCACACCCCCCAAAGUCGCUACCAUGUGGCAGGAGGCCUUACGGACGCGGGGGCGCUACCUUUUGGAGCGCGGGGGAGAGGGGGGAGACGGGGGAGAUGCCCUGGGGGAUGUGUUUGUAGGUUUUGGGGAGACCCCGACACAGGGACAGGUGUGUGUGGGGGGACAGAAGACCCAGGACUGGCUGUAUGAGUCCUACUACCGUAUGAGCCAACAACACCCUCUCAUUGUGUUCCUACUGCUCAUAGUGAUGGGAGCAUGCCUCGCUCUACUGGCCGUGUUCUUUGCCUCCGGACUGAACAUGGAGGACCACCUAGCGUUCCUGAUCACCGUGCCCACCACCCUCUUCCUCUUCCUCUCCAUCUUCAUCCUGGUCUGCAUAGAGUCCGUCUUCAACCGCAUGCUCCGCCUCUUCUCCCUCCUUAUAUGGGCCUGCCUGGUUGCCAUGGGUUACCUCUUCAUGUUCUCCGGGGGGAUCCUCUGUCCUUGGGACCAGGUCUCCUUCUUCCUGUUCAUAGUGUUUGUGGUUUACACCAUGCUGCCGUUCUCCAUGAGAGGAGCAGUCAUAGCCAGCAUCAUCACAUGUUUAUCACACACAAUCACACUCAGUGUGUGUCUGGCGUCUACUGCAGAGGCCUUUGAACCACUGGUGUGGCAGAUCCUGGCUAACAUCAUUAUCUUUACGUGUGGUAACCUGGCUGGAGCGUACCAUAAGCACCUGAUGGACCUGGCCCUCAGACAGACCUACCAGGACACCUGCAACUGCAUCAAGUCCCCCAUCAAACUGGAGUUUGAGAAACACCAGCAGGAAAGGUUACUGUUGUCCCUGCUCCCGGCCCAUAUCGCCCGUGUGAUGAAGGCAGAGAUCAUUCAGAGGUUACAGGGACCAAGGGACAGGGACUUCGGCCGGGCAGAGGGAACCAACAACUUUCACAACCUCUAUGUCCAACGACACACCAACGUUAGUAUUCUGUAUGCAGACAUAGUAGGGUUCACUAAACUGGCUGGUGACUGCUCACCCGGAGAACUGGUGCACAUGCUGAAUGAAUUGUUCGGCAAGUUUGACCAGAUCGCCAAGGAGAAUGAGUGUAUGCGUAUAAAGAUCCUGGGUGAUUGUUACUACUGUGUAUCAGGCCUACCAGAGUCUCUCCCACACCACGCAGGCAACUGUGUCAAGAUGGGACUGGACAUGUGUGAGGCCAUCAAGAAGGUGCGGCGAAUGCUACUGGGCGGUUCGAAUCAAUAUGCCGAGUCGGGGGUGCAUUCUGGGAACGUGCUGUGUGGCGUCAUCGGCCUCCAGAGAGUGGCCCAAUACGAUGUCUGGUCCCAUGAUGUCACUCUAGCCAAUCACAUGGAGGCAGGGGCGUGCCAGGGCGGUAACAUUGGAGCAUCUGAAGGCUCCUAUAAGGCUGGGAAUCAGGGGGAGGGCGACAAAGGUAGAGACUUUUACCGAAGGAACACGAAGUCACUCACCUACCUGGUCUCAACCCCAAGGACUAAAUCUCAGAAGAGACGGUUUGAAGAGGAACUGGAAGAGAGGAUGAUCAGAACCAUCGACGGCAUCAACUCACAAAAGCAGUGGCUGAAGUCUGAGGACAUCCAGAGGAUCUCACUGUUCUUUCACAACAAGACUCUGGAGAAGGAGUAUCGAGCCACCACUCUGCCAGCCUUUAAAUACUACGUCACCUGUGCCUGUCUCAUCUUCUGCUGCAUCUUCAUAGUGCAGAUACUGGUCCUGCCCAAAACAGCAGUGUUGGGGAUCUCCUUCGGCAUGUCUUUUCUCCUUUUAGCUCUGAUCUUGGUCAUAUGUUUCCUAGCCACAUCUUGGGAGGUAGGAUCGUGGUGCUCUCUCCCCUGGCUCCCUACUUCCUCACGCAUCAUCAUCGCCAACAAACCCUGGCUCCGAUUGGUCCUCACCAUGACAACCACCGCUCUUAUACUGGUCAUGGCUGUGUUCAACAUGUUCUUCCUGGAAGAUGAGGUUUUGACCACACCCCCUACCAUGAACCUGACCAAUGACAGCAUUCUCAGCUCCCACAGCCACGCCCACCUCACGGAUGGAAAUAAGUUCUACUUACCUGUGAGUACAUCUACCAGCCGUGUAGGCACAGAAUUUAUCGUACUGUUGUUUAUCCUGGGUUCUGGUGUCAUGUUCGUGUUCCUGAGGAUAAACUACGAGCUGAAGAUGGUUGUCAUGCCAGGCAUUCUAAAGGAUCUGAAGACGAUGGGUUCUGUUUCUCUCUUCAUCUUCUUCAUCACUCUACUGGUGUUAGCACGACAGAAUGAAUAUUACUGUAGGUUGGACUUCCUGUGGAGGGACAAGUUCAAGAGAGAGUGUGAGGAGAUUGAGACCAUGGAGAACCUUAACAGGGUUCUACUAGAGAACGUUCUACCGGCCCAUGUUGCAGAACACUUCCUGGGACGUAACUGGAAGAACGAGGAUCUGUACCACCAGUCGUAUGAGUCGGUGUGUGUGAUGUUCGCCUCCAUCCCAGACUUUAAGGAGUUCUACACAGAGUCAGACGUCAACAAGGAGGGCCUGGAAUGUCUCAGACUCCUCAACGAGAUCAUCGCUGACUUUGACGAGCUGCUGUCCAAGCCUAAGUUCAGCGGGGUGGAGAAGAUAAAGACUAUUGGCAGCACUUAUAUGGCUGCUACUGGUCUCAACGCAACACCUGGACCUGAAUACACACAGGAACAUGACCGUCAGUACAUGCACAUCGGCACAAUGAUGGAGUUUGCCUUCGCUCUGGUCGGGAAACUAGACGUUAUCAACAAACACUCUUUCAAUGACUUCAGGCUACGAGUCGGGAUAAACCAUGGUCCGGUGAUUGCGGGGGUGAUCGGAGCUCAAAAGCCUCAGUAUGAUAUCUGGGGGAACAGUGUUAAUGUGGCCAGCAGGAUGGAGAGUACUGGGGUACUGGGAAAAAUACAGGUAACUGAGGAGACAAGUCGUAUCCUAGCGACGCUGGGCUACAUGUGUUCGUGUCGAGGCAUCAUCAACGUGAAGGGGAAGGGAGAGCUCAAAACCUUCUUCGUACACACGGAGAUGACCAGAUCGCUGUCUCAAGGGACUGUGAUGCCUUAAACAUCAUACACUGAACAUUACACACACACACACACAAACACACACACAUGCAAACACACUUAAACUAUACAAACAAAUGUAUCUACAUACACACAGAUAGACUUGCACACACAUACACACAGAUACGUGCAUGCACAAAUAAAGCACACACAAACAUUCGAGGACUUACACACACACGUAACACACGCACACAGUACUGCCUGCUGUAGUAGAACGUAUCAAACAACAGACUUUGUUUACAACAGUAACUCCAGACCACUUCAUCUAAACCAGACAGAAUGGCAGACAGACAACAUUUAGAACAACAAACAGAACAACAGACAGACGGCUGUACAUACAGUAUUACCUGCAUCGUCCCUCCUUAGCUGGACACAGUAGUAACUGAACUUCACAGGGUAACGUUGUCCCUAGAUACUGAUCUUAGGUCGGUUUUGCAUUCCCCUCUCCCCUAAUGGUUAAGGUUAGGAUGUGUUUAGGGUAAGCUGAUCUUAGAUCUGUGCGCAUGGGAAAUUUCUACCUGGAGUGGAUUUCAUUGACUGCCUGAGUGGUCGAGUGGUGCAGUGCAGACACAGAUAGUCGAAGCCAUCUUGGCACCGAUAGUCCUUUCACUAUUACAGUACUUUUAGUCAGAAUUCAAAUUAAAAUGUGGUGCCAACAUGAAGGAUAGUUUGCCAAACUGUCUAUGGCUAGCCUCUCUCCAUGGCUCUGGAGCAGAAAGCGUCGUGGACCUCAAGAGCAGUCGGCGAAUCAAGAGCUACUGGAAUUUUGUAAGAAAACGAGAAAACAAUAUCAACAACAGGAGAAUGUUUCCAUGUUUUGACGCCAUCAUUUUCUUACUCAUUAAAACAUUUGUAUAUA
Molecule: messenger RNA, 4345 nt
Organism: Salvelinus sp. IW2-2015
Lineage: Eukaryota; Metazoa; Chordata; Actinopteri; Salmoniformes; Salmonidae
Source: RefSeq, a predicted model, not a curated record